Messenger RNA from Lepisosteus oculatus (spotted gar), 1238 nucleotides. Lineage: Eukaryota; Metazoa; Chordata; Actinopteri; Semionotiformes; Lepisosteidae. The record is from RefSeq and is a predicted model, not a curated record.
CCCCUAGUACCACCACUUCACUUCCUACAACACCCACAAAUGUACCUUCGUCUGCAACAACCACAACUCCUUAUAGUGCCACAACCUCUCCUCCCACCACAACCACAGCUCCAACUACAAGAACCACAGCCACUCCCAGUACUACCACAACAAUACCCACUACAACAACAACAGCACCUGCAACCAACACUUCAUCUUCCUCAAGAUCCAUGACUACGGGUCCAACUACAACAACCACAGCUGUUCCCACUACUAAAACAACAUUUCCCACCACAACAACCACAACUCCUUCUAGUACCACAACCUCUCCUCCCACCACAACCACAGGUCCAACUACAAGAAGAACAGCCGCUCCCAGUACUACCACAACAAUACCCACUACAACUACUGCACCUGCUACCAACACUUCAUCUUCCUCAAGACCCAUGACUACAGGUCCAACUACAACAACCACAGCUGCUCCUACUUCUAAAACAACUAUUCCUUCUACAACAACUGCAGCCCCAGCUGUUACUACCACAUUGUCUUCCACAACUGCAUCUCUAGCUACAACUACCACAGCUGCUCCCACUUCAACAACAGCUGCUCCCAUAGCAACUACAGCAAUUCCCAGUACAACUACAGCAACUACUGCUACCACCACAUCUCCUAUCACAACAACUAAAACUACAUCUCUAACUAUUAGUUCAACACCAACUUCUUCUGCCAGAACUACAGCUUCAGGUACGAUAAAGGAAGCUUCCACUACUAGCACGGCAACAACAGCAGUUGCUAUUACUUCAACCGCGUCUCCUUCUACAACAACUACAACUCAGACUCCAACUACAACUACUACAGCAACUCCCACUACAACAGCCACCACCAUUCUUCCUGCCACCACUAGAUCUACAUACAACAAGCACAGCUCCUACCACAACCACCACUCCACCUUCCACAACGCCCACAGCUUCAUCUACAACCAGAGGAGAUAUUUUAAGUACUACCAAAACAAUUUCCAGUACCAACAACAGUUCACCCGCCACAUUCACAACUACUGCUCCAGCUGCAACAAUGGCAUUUGUUACCACUGCUACUUCUAUCACUCCUACAGCAGGCAUAACCUAUCCACCCACCACAAGCACAUCUGCAUCUUCUGCUACACAAACGACCACUCCCAUGACAACUACACCACUUCACACUUCGCCCGCUGCAGCUCCUACUUCAACCACAACAGCUCCUUCUACUACAAACACAAGUAG